AUGGCAACAAUUGAGGAAAUUAAAGAGCCUGUUGUUCAAGAGUCAACUCCUUCCACCGAUGGACAACAAUUUGACGAGGAGCCGGCCACCGAAGUUUUGAAAGAAUCGUCGGAGAAUGAAGAAUUACCAAAGUUCACACCAGAAGAAAUAAGAAGUUUGGUGGAGUCAGCAAACAAUCACAAGAUAACAGGAAAUGAAUACUUUUCGAAAUUGAAGUUCGAGGAAGCCAUUACAGAAUACGAAAGGGCUUUAGACACCUGCCCUGAUGAAAUAAAAAACGAACGAGCUAUCUACUGGGGAAAUAUCGGAGCCUGUUAUGUCAAAAUGGGAAAAUAUGAGGAUGCCGUUGAAGCCUGCACUAAAGCACUAGGAGAUUUGCCAACGUACACUAAAGUUUUAUUACGACGUGCACAAGCCAACGAGAAACUUCAUACUCUCACGUCGUUAACAUCCGCACUUGAAGACUACAAAACAUUACAAUCCACUCCGUCGCAUCAGUCAGAAUUGGACCCUUCAACGCGUAACUCAAUUAACUCAUCGAUACAACGUCUACCGUCGAUCAUCGCCCAACAGCAAGAAAAAGAGAAAAACGAAAUGUUGGGAAAACUAAAAGACUUUGGUAAUACAGUGUUGGGAAAAUUUGGAUUAUCAACUGACAAUUUUCAGAUGGUGAAAGAUCCAAACAGUGAAGGAUAUAGUAUUCAAUUUGUUAACAAUGCAGACAAAAGCGGUGAAAAAUCAAGUUAA
This is a messenger RNA of Acaulospora colombiana, 747 nucleotides long. The record is from the annotation of a GenBank genome assembly. NCBI's taxonomy places the organism in Eukaryota, Fungi, Glomeromycota, Glomeromycetes, Diversisporales, Acaulosporaceae.